AUGUUCGCCAGACUAUUCGAAAAGCAGGCCAAGAGGGCUUUUUCUUCAUCCUCUAAACAGAUGAUUCAUCACCCAUUUAAGGAAGGUGUUUACAGUAACAUUCCAUUCAAGGUUCACAACAGAAAAAUUCCUUACGCUAUUCCUCAUAUCACAUUCUUUGCUCUAGGAUUUAUUAUUCCUGUUGUUGCUGUCGUUAUUCAACAGAGAAGGGCUGGCAUUAUCUAG
Brettanomyces nanus is the source of this 225-nucleotide messenger RNA. RefSeq lists its product as uncharacterized. Lineage: Eukaryota; Fungi; Ascomycota; Pichiomycetes; Pichiales; Pichiaceae. The transcript has a single exon. The coding region runs from base 1 to 225 and encodes 74 amino acids. The record is from RefSeq and is a predicted model, not a curated record. Gene Ontology annotation, biological process: mitochondrial electron transport, cytochrome c to oxygen.